UUAGUGUAAUGGGGUUCUGAAAACAUAUGGACCCAAGAUUGGAGAUUUCAUCCCUCCCAAAUCACUUCGAAAUCUCCAUGCCCCAGGUCCAAAAACGGACUUUACAGACCAACGAGAAAAACUGGCAAACCAGUUUCCUCUGUAUUAAGCAAACAGCCUCUGCUGGAGUGGAGCCCAGAACCCUGGUCCUGACUCUCUCUAAAGGCCUGCACACACCUGUGCAAUCAGUCUCCUGGCCUAUCCCAAAACCUGGUCCCAGGAUUGGAGAUUUCAUCCCCCCCAGAUCUCUUUGAAAUCUCCAGGCUCCAGAUCGAAAAAAACAGACCUUACAAACAAAGGAGGAAGGUGAAAAGCCACUUUCCUCCAUAUCAAACACUUACCCUGGAGCCCCUCAACCUG
Molecule: messenger RNA, 399 nt
Organism: Staurois parvus
Lineage: Eukaryota; Metazoa; Chordata; Amphibia; Anura; Ranidae
Source: the annotation of a GenBank genome assembly